UUUGUGUUAAUUACAAAGACAACUGCACAAUGCAAUAGAAAGUUGCAUAAUUAUUAUUCUCUGUUCUGUGCGAAUAUUAAGUGCUUAUCUGAAGAUGCCUGUUCCGAAAGUAGAGAAACCAGCUCCCUCUAGCGACCCUGUAAAGGCUAAGCAGCUGUCCCUAGCUGGGAAGUGGGCUGACUACCAGUUCAAGACUCUCAAACAAUGUGACCUCUCCAAUUGCACCAAAAGAGAGAUCAAAGAGUAUUUCAAGAACACCUAUGACUUGGACGAGUUACUAUUCUCUUCUAUUCAAGAUGAGAAGUACUUGUACAGAUGUCCUGAUCGGCUUCGUCUUCCCCUCGUUUUCUACCUCUCCCAUCCGUCGAGCGUGUACAUCAACAAGCUCAUGUUGGCAGGACUAGUCACUGAACGUGUUGAUUUUGAAUUUGAGAAGCUGUUUGAAACCGGAGUGGAUGAAAUGUCAUGGGAUGACACGGAGAACUAUCGCAUGGGUGGGUCGUUCCAAUGGCCCAAUGUUCACGAUGUAUUGAGUUACCGUGAUAAAGUACGAGGCGUGAUUGAUGAUGUCAUUGACAGCACAUCCCUCCAGCUACCAGUCACUCAUGACAGCCCCUGGUGGGCAGUGUUCAUGGGGAUGGAGCAUGAGAGGGUUCAUAUUGAGACCUCCUCGGUGCUCAUUCGCCAGCUGCCAGUGGACGUCCUCAAGAAGCCAGAUAACUGGACCUAUGCCCCUCCCACUGCUGGCACUCCCCCUGGCCCCAACAAGUUCGUCAAGGUGCCGGCUGGGAGGGUGGUUGUGGGAAAACCCCAGGACUUUCCCUCAUUCGGCUGGGACAACGAGUACGGGCGACACCAGGCUGAAGUACCAGAGUUUGAGAGUUCCCAGUAUCUGGUGAGCAAUGAGGAGUUUCUGGAGUUUGUCAAUGAUGGAGGCUACAGCAAACCAGAGUUGUGGACAGAGGAGGGUUGGAAGUGGCUAGAGUUUCGUGGUGCUAACCACCCGGCCUUCUGGGUGUGUGGGGAGGGGUGCAAGUCCGGCUGUGGGGCGGAGCUAGCCUCGUACUCUCACUGCACUAUUGCCAAUGGAGACAGCACUCCACACAAGGAAGGAAGCAACGGGACUUCUAAUGGCACUGUUGUCAAUGGAGACAGCACUCCACACAAAGAAGGAAGCAACGGGACUUCUAACGGUACUGUUGUCAAUGGAGACAGCACUCUACACCAGGAAGGAAGCAACGGGACUUCUAAUGGGAAACCAACCAAGUGCAAGUACAUGUACCGUGCGAUGUUUGAUGUGUUAGAGAUGCCUUUGUACUGGCCAGUGGACGUUAACUAUCACGAGGCCAGGGCCUACUGCACCUGGAAGGGGUCAGAGUACAGACUACCCACUGAGGCGGAACACCACCGAAUGAGAGGAUAUGAGAAUCCAUCAUGUGAUGUGUCAUGUGACCCUAGUGCCUUCAACAGCGAACACCAUUCCAACUCCAAUCUCAAGUACGGAUCAUCCACUCCUGUCAACAUGUACCCUGCUAAUUCCAUGGGAUUUUACGAUGUGUUUGGUAACGUCUGGCACUGGACAGAAGACCAUUUCAACGGCCUUCCAGGAUUCAAAACCACUUAUCUUUAUGACGAUUUUUCCUCCCCUUGUUUCGACGGUAGACACAAUAUGAUCUUGGGUGGCUCCUGGAUCUCUACUGGACACGAGGCCUCGCGAUUCGCCAGGUUUGCUUUCCGUCGUCAUUUCUUUCAGCACGCUGGAUUCCGAUUGGUUCGUUCGGCUGAGCCCACUCCGGUGAGGGUGUGCAAUGUGGAGGUGUUCGUGCUCGGGGCUGGAGUGUCAGACAACCCAGUGACCACUCCCGGAGUGGAUCUGGAGACGGCUUCAGUGGAGAGUACUAACAAACAGUACCACUUUGAGACUGAGGACAAACUACAGGAACAACUCGCACUUGAGUAUGGAGGACAGGACAACUCGGCCAGUCUAGUAGAGUUCAUUGACAAGACAGUGAAGGAGCAAGGCUGUGGGACGGCCAAUGCUAUUCAGUUUGGUUGUGGUACUGGUCUCAAUUCCUUCCUCCUCACCAAGGUCUUUGACACGCUCAAGGCUGUGGACUAUUGUGGGAGGUUUAUCGAUGCUGCCCUCAGGGUACAGUCUGGAGGGUUGGUCCAGUACAGAGAGGGAAGGACAGCUACAGUGCCAGCUGGAACCAAGCCAGAGAAUGUGACCUUCAUUCAACUGACGUGGAUCCCCAAUGAGAUUGAGGGCUACGAUGUGGCUGUGUUUGAGUUCAUUGAUCGUCUGAGUGAGCCGAGGGGGUGGCUACUCAAACUGUGGGAGGCUGUGGUGUCAGGGGGUGUGGUCAUAUUCCUCACAAACCCAGAUAGCAAGUGGGACGAAACCAAGGUUGGAGAUGUCAUCGGGAAGAGUUUUGAUUUGAAGCUGACGGCUGCCGUGGGCAACAAGACAGCCAUGGUCUGGAAGCGAAAAUCAUAAGAACUAUUAAACUGUUGAAAUGCAACUAAAUUUAAUUUUAUAUAAGACUCAAUUCUUUUAGUGUCAUCAAUCGUUAGUAACUGUGUUUGAUCUAGAUCUACAUGAUAUUUUAAUUUGUCAUAAA
Halichondria panicea is the source of this 2621-nucleotide messenger RNA. RefSeq lists its product as uncharacterized. Bases 95 to 2497 code for a protein of 800 amino acids. The transcript has 18 exons. The record is from RefSeq and is a predicted model, not a curated record. Lineage: Eukaryota; Metazoa; Porifera; Demospongiae; Suberitida; Halichondriidae.